Molecule: messenger RNA, 2033 nt
Organism: Arvicanthis niloticus (Nile rat)
Lineage: Eukaryota; Metazoa; Chordata; Mammalia; Rodentia; Muridae
Source: RefSeq, a predicted model, not a curated record
ACACCCUGCUGUGAUUUGCUUGUUACCACACCAUCAUGGGUAGCGCCUACCAUUGGGAGGCUCGGCGUCGGCAGAUGGCAUUGGAACGGAGGAAGGAGCUGAUGGCCCAGCAGCAACAAGAGCAGGAAGCAAAAAAACAGGAAGAGAAGAAACAGCGUUUUGAGAAAAUAUCUCAGCCAUGUCAGGAUUCAAAAGGGCCCCAACAGGAUUCAAAAGGGCCACCUAAGGAUUCAAAAGGGCCCCAACAGGAUUCAAAAGAACUACAUCAGGAUUCAAAAGGGCCACCACCUGCACAGCCACAGAAGGCACAGGCACAGCCACCGCCACCUGGGCCAAAGUCACAAAAGGAGCAAGACCCUCCUACACAGAGCACCGCCAAGGACUGUCCUCAGGACACCCAAAGGCAAGGACCCCAGACUAAACCAACAGGAGCUCAACAAGAAGGCCAGCAAUCCUGUAAAGUGUGUGAUAAACCCCCAAUCCUUCCAGGCCGUGGUAAGUGUGCCACCCGAGAGGGUAGGAGGUGGGGGAGGGGGCCCUCACCCCCAUCCCAGUCCAGUAGAAGUUCUAUUGGUCUCUGUUCUGCCCAAUCCUUCCCGGCACCCUUGUCCUCUAACAGCCUUAAGUGGCCUCCUUCUGGAUGGGUUUCCUCCAACCUAAGGCAGCAAAGGAGUUCUGAAUAGAGUGACUGGGUAGGUGUCUGUCAGCUACUUUUUUAGGGCUUGGCAGAGAAGGUGGGGAUGUUGCAGGCUAUCAGCAGAGAGAAUCUGAGCCCUGUAAAGGCUGGAAUAGGGAAGCGCAGAAUGGUUUCCUAGUGGAGAGUCUUCACGGGAGGUUCAGUCUGUGUCUAGCCCCAGGGAGGACCUAUUCCCACCCCCAGCCUCCUUAGCAACUCCCAUAUGAGUGACUCCUGCUUUGUCUUAUCAGGUCCCACGAAUGCUUGCCAGUCUAGCUCUUCUAAAUAUUCCCGACUCACGGUGAGCGGCACAGGGGCUCUGGCUAAGUGUCUGAGUGCAGGUCUGCCUGUGCCUGUGGACGCCAAAGAGGAUUUCUUAGCAUAGGUCCAGGAAGAGAACUGGAAUCAUUUCAGGUUUUGUUUUAAAAUUAUUUUUGUGGUACAGGGAAUCAAACCCAGGGCCUUGUGCAUGUUAGUCAAAUGUUCUACCCUUGGGCUAUUCUCAUUUACUCUACCCUCAAAAAAAAUAAUUUUUACUUAAAAAAAGUAGUUACUUAGGUAUUUUUGCACAUGGGUGAGUAUCUGAGGAGACCAGAAGACAGCAAUGGACUCCCUAGAGCUGGAAUUAUAGGUGGUUGUGAGCUGUCUGGUGUGGGCGUUGUCUUCAAAAUAACAUCUGUAUAGCUCUGGCUGUCCUGGAACUCAAUCAUAGACCAGACUGGCCUUGAACUCAAACACCGGCCUGCCUCAGCCUCCAUCAUGCUGAGACGUGGCCUGCUGAGCUCCUGCUGCCUACUUUUUUAGUUUGAUGUAGGAUCUUGCUACAUCUCCUGGGCUCGCUUUGAACUCACUCAGUCCCUCCAGCGAGUCUUGAACUUGAGACCUUCUCACUACAGCUUCCCAGGUACCAAGAUUACAGGCUUGAGCCUCCAGGCCAGACUACCAGCUGGUAACUCCUAAUCCUCGCAUAAAGGAGCAGGAGUGGGGGGGAAUAGGUACCAAGGGUGAGGCCGCCUGUGCAGGUUCUCAGCAGCUUAGGCUGAAGAGCAGCUGCUUUUAUUUCACUUUGAUAUUUCACAAUAUUCUCAAAGCAGCACAACCAGAAACAACUAACUUGUUUUGCUUCCUGUCUUUUUGUUUUUUGUUUUUUUUUAAGUCAACUAAUUACAUCCAGCAGUGGUGAUUCUCCAGAGAUGGACUCCAAGACCUGAUGAUACCACAAAACAAAAACAAAACCCCAAAAUCAAUCAACUGAACAAAAAACAAACACCACCACCACAAAAAAAAAAAAAAAAAAGACAGCAACCACACACUUUCUUUCCACUAGCUGGGAUUAAAAUGUAAAUGUAAUUCCUGG